Messenger RNA from Dermacentor silvarum, 600 nucleotides. RefSeq lists its product as uncharacterized. The record is from RefSeq and is a predicted model, not a curated record. Bases 174 to 479 code for a protein of 101 amino acids. Lineage: Eukaryota; Metazoa; Arthropoda; Arachnida; Ixodida; Ixodidae. The transcript is spliced from 3 exons.
CAGGGUAUACAGUUGUGAAUCGCUUUUACUUCGCCGCAAGAUGCGAGAAAUAACAGCUGUGCUCGCUCUUAUGUUCCCCUUCUUUUGUAAACUACUAGUACAUGUAGAAGGACAUCAAGCUCAAAAUAACGCCAUCACAUCUAACAGAAUUGAUCAGCACUCCUUGCUCACAAAUGAACUUCCUGAAAAUCGUUUGCUUGGCGCUUGGCGUCCUCUUGGCGAGCGGUGUCCUGCUGGCGAGUCCCCUGGGCGACGGAUGCCUCUCGAAGUACGAGGUGUACAAAGGCUGCGAGAGUAGCAGCUGCGCCGAGUGGAAAUGCUCACACCUGUAUUAUGGAUGGCCCCGACGCUGCACACGUGACUGCAUAAACGGAUGUUUUUGUCGAGAAGGGUACUUCAGAAAUUCUGCCAAGCGAUGCGUAUUAGGGUAUCACUGCUUUAAAGAGUACAGUCUUUACCAGGGAAAACUCGGCGAGUAAAGCGCACGACACCAUCGAGAGAGUCCCUUCUGUGGCAGUUCAUUUGGGCGAACUGAAAGAAAAAACGAAGAAAAAAAACUUUCUGGCGAUAGCCAAAGUAAAGAAAUAAAACUCAUGUCGC